CCGCUCGGCUCGCCGCGGUGCAGCAGAAGACGCCGAAAGCUCCUUAGGAUGUAACGCGCCCAAGCUGGCCGCGCGCUCCGGGACUCGCCCAAGGCUGAACUCUGUGCAAGGUGCCCUGCAGGCUCCCUGCCGGCCACCCCCACCCCCCCAUGCCAGCCCGCAGCUAGGGCCGGGGGGCGGCGGAGGCGGCGGGUGGGUCGUGGCAAAAGGCGAUGGAAGGCGCCAAUGGCUUUGCGAUCGACUCCAUCCUCUCCCACCGGGCGGGCAGCCCCGCCCUUCCCAAGGGGGACCCCUUGCUGGGGGGCUGCGGCUCGUCGCCCCUGGAGCUGAGUCCGCGAUCCCGAUCCGAAAGCAGUAGCGCUUGCUCCUCACCCGCCUCUUCUCCGGCCCGGGACUGCCUGGAGGCGGGGGCCCCAAGGCCAGGCGGGGCCUCCGGCCCGGGGCUGGAUCCCCACCUGCAGCCCGGGCAGCUCUCGGGCCCAGCCCAAUCGCGCACCGUGACCUCCUCCUUUCUGAUCAGGGACAUCCUCGCCGAUUGCAAACCGCUUGCGGCCUGUGCCCCGUAUUCCAGCAGCGGACAGCCGGCCGCCCCAGAGCCUGGGGUCCGGCUGGUGGCCAAGGCCACAGGGGACUUUCGAGACAAACUGGACAGAAGCGGCAGCAACGCCUCAUCCGACUCUGAAUACAAAGUGAAGGAGGAAGGGGACCGAGAGAUCUCCAGCUCCAGGGACAGUCCCCCGGUGCGCCUCAAGAAACCUCGCAAGGCCCGUACCGCCUUCACCGACCAUCAGCUGGCACAGCUGGAGCGCAGCUUUGAGCGGCAGAAGUACCUGAGCGUUCAGGACCGCAUGGAGCUGGCCGCGUCCCUCAACCUCACCGACACGCAGGUGAAAACCUGGUACCAGAACCGCAGGACGAAAUGGAAGCGGCAGACGGCCGUGGGGCUGGAGCUGCUGGCAGAGGCAGGCAACUACUCGGCGUUGCAGCGCAUGUUCCCGGCGCCUUAUUUCUACCCGCAGAGCCUCGUCUCCAACCUGGACCCGGGUGCUGCGCUCUACCUGUACCGCGGGCCCAGCGCGCCGCCGCCCGCCCUGCAGCGGCCCCUGGUGCCCCGCAUCCUUAUCCACGGACUCCAGGGCGCGGGCGAGCCGCCCCCGCCGCUGCCCCCGUUGGCAGGCGUCCUCCCGCGGGCCGCACAACCUCGGUGAAGGGCCCGGCUCGGCCAGCCGCGGGGUCCCCGGCU
This is a messenger RNA of Suncus etruscus (white-toothed pygmy shrew), 1243 nucleotides long. RefSeq names its product BarH like homeobox 1 (gene BARHL1). Gene Ontology annotation, biological process: regulation of transcription by RNA polymerase II. Gene Ontology annotation, cellular component: nucleus. Lineage: Eukaryota; Metazoa; Chordata; Mammalia; Eulipotyphla; Soricidae. Bases 213 to 1208 code for a protein of 331 amino acids. The record is from RefSeq and is a predicted model, not a curated record. The transcript is spliced from 3 exons. Gene Ontology annotation, molecular function: RNA polymerase II transcription regulatory region sequence-specific DNA binding; DNA-binding transcription factor activity, RNA polymerase II-specific.